UGGCGUCCUGGGUUCUCUUGCCAUUUCUCCGGGGUUCCUCCAUUAUCGUAUCCAGGUUGUCUGAAGGCAUAUAUCAUCAGUUCCGUCGAUUUCCAUGGCGGCUUAUGAUCAACUCCACGUUUUCUUCUUCCCCAUGAUGGCUCAAGGCCACAUGAUCCCAACUCUCGACCUGGCAAAACUCUUCGCUUCUCGAGGCGUCAGGGCCACCAUUAUCACCACCCCGCGAAACCAGCACGUCUUCUCCGACUCCAUCGUCAAAGCCACACAACUUGGCGGGCGAAUCCAAAUCGUCGUCCUGGAUUUUCCGGCGGUCCAGGCUGGCUUGCCGGAAGGUUGCGAGCGGCUGGAUCUAGCACCGGACGAUUUGGUCCCGAAUUUCCAUGCAGCCUGUGCGAUGCUUCAGGAGCCCCUGGAACAGCUAUUACAGCAACACCGACCGGAUUGUCUUGUAGCCGACAUGUUUUUCCCUUGGGCGACCGAUGCGGCGGCGAAAUUCCACGUCCCGAGGUUGGUUUUUCACGGCGUAAGCUAUAUCGCGUUGUGCGCUUGGUAUAACCUCCGAGUUCACGAUCCGUUCAAGAACGUGUCGUCGGAUUGUGAACCGGUCCCCAUUCCGAAUCUCCCGCACGACAUCCGGCUGACGAGGUUGCAGCUCUCCCCUGUCGACCGCGGCUUGUUGGAUUCGUAUUCGGGGGAAUUAAUGAAACAAGUUAGGGAAUCGGAUGUCGCUUCUUACGGGGUGAUUUUCAACAGCUUCUAUGAGCUAGAGCGAGAGUACGCGGAUUACUAUACGAAUAUUUUGGGGAUAAAGGCAUGGCCGGUUGGACCGCUUUCUCUUCGCAUUAAUGCAGAAAGUAGAGCAGAAAGAGGGGAUAAACCCUCCAUGGACGAACACCAAUGCUUGAAAUGGCUCGAUUCCAAGGCUCCCAAUUCCAUUGUUUACAUCUGUUUCGGGAGCGGCAUGGCCAGCUUUGCUCCCAAUCAGCUUCGCGAGCUAGCCGUGGGGAUUGAAUCCUCCGGACUGGGCUUCGUCUGGGUAAUCAGAAAGGGGAGAGACGAAGAGGCGGAAAAUAAUAACGAGAAAUGGAUGCCGGAAGGGUUCGAGGAGAGGACUAAAGAGAGAGGGCUGGUCAUAAGAGGGUGGGCCCCUCAGGUGGUCAUCCUCGACCACCAGGCAGUCGGGGCUUUUGUGACACACUGUGGGUGGAACUCGACUCUAGAAGGGGUCUGUGCUGGGGUGCCGUUCGUGACAUGGCCCAUGUGUGCCGAACAGUUUUAUAACGAGAAGCUGGUGACCGAGGUUUUGAAGACGGGAGUCGGGGUGGGGUCGAAAAAAUGGAUGCGAUCGGGGAAUGAUGGCGUGGAGAGUGCAGCCAUUGCGGAGGCAAUGAAGAGAGUGAUGAUGGUGGAGAGUGAGGAGUUGAGGAGCAGAGCAAAGGCAUACAAAGAGAUGGCUAAGAAAGCUAUUGAGGAAGGAGGGUCUUCUUACUGUGGUUUGACUGCUUUGCUAGACGAAUUAACCACACUUCAUCAUUCUUCAAGAAAACAUUGAGAAAUUUACCCUUUAAUUUUUACCUAUCUGUCACCUAUAA
Molecule: messenger RNA, 1592 nt
Organism: Ipomoea nil (Japanese morning glory)
Lineage: Eukaryota; Viridiplantae; Streptophyta; Magnoliopsida; Solanales; Convolvulaceae
Product: scopoletin glucosyltransferase-like
Exons: 2
Coding region: 95-1552 (485 amino acids)
Molecular function (GO): UDP-glycosyltransferase activity
Source: RefSeq, a predicted model, not a curated record